GAAAGGCUGAAAGCUAUGUGGUUGUUGUCCCGCACUACCGGUAUCUGGCUGUCGGUGAGGACGUGGCGUGGCGGAAACCCCGGAGACCGGAGCAUAAAGAGAAGCUCUUCGCGCAAACUCACUGGCUCUACGGCGGCUCCGAUCUUCCACGUGUACCCUGUCAUUGACCAAAACACUCCGAUCUCCGUGGCAGCCUGGGAGCGCGCGUGCGGCCGCUGUUGCGCAGUGCAGACCGGGAGGCGGUGCGGGGCAGAGGUGUGCUGGAGAUAUGAACCUGUAAACGGAAAGCUGCUCGAAUUAGCGUUUUUUACGGUACACACAUCAACUAUGCAGACAGGGAUGUUCAUGGAGUCUCACCUGGGCAGCUCGGUCCAAUGUGUCCUGUUCCUGCUCAUACACUUGUGCCUGGCUGCACCAGGUGUACCUGGGACGCAAAGGGAGGAAUCACUAGAUACCCAUCCCCCUUCACUAACGCUAGCCAAUCCCUUUGGCUCUGGAGAGGAGAAUCGCAAGUUGCUGCAAAGCUACAUUCAAUCCAGUCUGAAGGAGGACCAAGGAGCACCAGAAAUCAGCACCUGGGAGCAAGAGGUGUUCUUCCUGUUUCGUCUUUUUGACUACGAUCGCAGUGGACUCCUGGAUGGCUUGGAGAUGAUGAAGCUAGUUUCAGACUAUAACUCCCAUCAUACACCUGGAGCACAGGCCAGUGAGCUGGUGGUGUCUAUGGUAGAUUUCUUACUCCAGACUCAGGAUUUAAACCAGGACGGCCUGUUGGCCCCAUCUGAGUUGCUGUCUCCUUCAUUACCUCACACACAGGACUCCAGCAACAACAACGCACCUCACCAGGAGCAGGAGGUGGCAGUGGAGAAGAAGCUGUCAAACCCCAGUACUGAUGAGGAGCAGGCAGGAGCAGCAGAGCAGAGAGAGGAGGCUCCGGAGGAGUUGCAGCCUCAAGAUGAAGAGCAACCUCAACAUGAAGUAAAGGCAGCAGAUGAAGAACUCAUUAAGCCAGUAGACGAACAGCAUGGACAACAAAUCCCAGAAGCCCCAGCAGCAGAACAGGGGCAGCACCACAAUGCCCCUGUUCAUGUGGGGCAACCAGAGAUAUGAAUGCAUCUGCAUAUACUGGUUCAGUUCUCGAGUCAAGCCACUAGAAGAGAUUGAGAUUCUACCAUCCGUUUCAGUUGACAGUUAGACAUUGAUAAAUUAUUGACAAAUAAAAAGAUGAAUCAGUAUUCCUGUCACUUUAUUAGACAACUUUUUCUACAACAAUUACCAAGUACCUAUUGGUUUUAACUAUGAAUGCAAAGAUUUUUAGAGCUGUAAAAGGUCAAAAAGUCCUGAAUUCAAAAUGCACUUUUAUCCAUAUUAGUAAAACAGAAGCCAUUAUUAAUAGAGAUUAGUACUUUUGAGUAUUUUUAUUUUCUCCCAGCAAGUGAAACAGUUGAUCAUCUCAUUUAAAAUAAUUUGAACAAAUGUGCUUGAUUUUUAAUAUUUUAUUUGCUUGAAAUGUAUUUAUUUACCAUUUUCUGUAAUACUUGAAAAAUUUAGCAUAUUUUUAAUGUGUUUGAGUUUUUCUAUGUAGUUGAUGACACUGAUUUGCCUUAUUGUGUCUGACCCACUCUUUGGUUUUGCACCUAUUACUGAUGCACCAGGAGUGCAUCUGGACUGUUAUUUGGUUAAACUAGUCUCAUUUACAGACAGUUCAGUUUAGCCAGUGUGACAGGGCACAAUGGUACACUAGUGUGACUCAAUGAGUUGGGAACCAUGAAAUUACAGAACAGUACUAUGCUCUUAAUGACAGUUACAGCCUUUUGCCACCGGUCUUUUAGGCUAUGGGCUUAAAGACUUUCAUGCUCAUAAUUGAGGUAAGGAAGGCCCCAUUUAAAAUAAGAUCUAAUGUAAUGUUAAAUUAUGCUUUAAUCUGCUUGAAAUGUGUUUACAAUAUUAAAGGGUUUAAUAAUUGUUAAAAAAUAUAUAUUUUAACCCUUAAUGAAUUUAUACAGCUGGAGUAAAUAAAGCAGUGAUUUCUUUCA
This is a messenger RNA of Micropterus salmoides (largemouth bass), 2033 nucleotides long. It is a transcript of the gene cgref1, whose product is annotated as cell growth regulator with EF-hand domain 1. Lineage: Eukaryota; Metazoa; Chordata; Actinopteri; Centrarchiformes; Centrarchidae. Bases 16 to 1107 code for a protein of 363 amino acids. The transcript has 7 exons. The record is from RefSeq and is a predicted model, not a curated record. Gene Ontology annotation, molecular function: calcium ion binding.